GUUUCAGUUAUUAUUUGUCCAGUUUCUGUGUUAUGUCGAAUCGGAUGAACGCAGCCGUACAGAUUUCGGGUUUAAGGACACCAACACGUUCUGAAGAUGCAUCGCCACAACAGCCACGUCGUCUUGAAGUGGUUUCAAAACAAGCAACCAAGGUUACUGCUAUCUCUACUCGCUUGGAAUGGAAGAUUGACCAGUUCGAGAAGCUGAUGAAAUUGUUCAAAAAUGGGCAUAAUUUAAUCAGUAAACAAUUUGGCUGUCCUCAAGCUCCUACAGUUACUUGGGAACUGCAUGUUUACCCUAAUGGGAAACGAGAGGAAGAUGUUGGCAAUGUUUCUUUCUUUUUGCGACAAGUGGGCUUGCAGCGUGGUGAAGAUCCCAUAAUGACUGAAUUCCAAAUUUAUGCGUUGGAUGCGAAUUCCUUAAGGGUAAGCGUGUGUAGAGAUACCAAAGAUUUUACCAAUCAACAAGGUCGCGGAAAGUUUCAGGUUUCGCGAGAUAAAAUGAUGGCAGCAUUGAAGGCGGACGGAGCUUUACUUCUCAUUUGCGAGGUGGAAUAUUUUCCACCUGGAUCAAAAAUUAGCGUUGAGCAAGCAGUGGAAGCAGAACCUUUGGAUGAUUUUGAUGAAAAGAAUGAGGUUUCGAUACGGGAUUCUCUUAAAGACAUGCUGGACAGUGAGCUCUUUGCAGAUUGUACUAUAAAGGUUGGUAAUAAGACGCUUAAAGCUCACCGGUGUAUAUUGGGACAACACAGCGAAGUAUUUCGUUCAAUGUUUGCCCAGGAAUCAAUGUUGGAAGCUCAAAAAGGAAUUAUUGAUAUUCAGGAUUCAAGGUUUGAGCCUGUGCGGGCUAUGGUAGACUACAUAUACACAGGUUCGACGGAUCUUGUGGAAGGCUAUGCAGAAGAUGUUUUGGCCAUAGCUGAUAAAUAUGCCAUUCUGCCUCUUAAAGAGCAGUGCGAGCGAUAUCUCUCAACCACUAUUAACUGUAAAAAUGUUGCCUCUACUGCAGUGUUUGCUGAUACUUAUUCAGCUUCAAUACUUAAACAAGCAUGCACAAAAUAUAUGUCACUGCAUCACCGAGAUGUUCUACGUUCCGCAGAAUGGAAGCAGAUGAAGAGAGAAAGAUCAGAGUUGGCAAAUGAUCUUUUGGAAUCUGUGUUGGUCGGUGAUGGUGCUGCUAAUUCUGGAGAUUUUAGUUUUAACGGUAGCGACGAAAGCAGUUCCGCGGGUUCUGGUAAUGUUUUGAUAAAUGAUAGCCGGCCACCACUUCGAAAGCGUGUGCGCCGAGCUGCUAUCAGAUAAAGUUUCAUUGAGAGAGCAUUAGACGUUUUUUAUUGUUUACUGAUUAUUGAUUGAAGGAAGGGUUAUAUUUUGGAUGAUAACAACCAUGCACUGUUCUGAUCAUUGCAUCGUUUCUGAGAUAAAAUAAGUACAUUAUUAUCGAUAUUUAUGUUCAACUAAGCAUCUUUUUGCACUGAUAUGUUUUUGUUUCGGAAAUAAAUUCUGGUUGUCUGAUCAUAUCGAUAAUGCACAUUUAUAUCCUGAUUUGGUGACCAAUUUUAACAGAUCUCACAAUAUUUCUGCUGUCAACUGCAUUCAAAAUUUCCAAAAGUUUGGUUAGCUUGAAUCUCAGAUACUUGAAGUUGGAAUAAUCCGGUUCGUAUCCUUAUGAAAGUUAAAUAAUUUCAUUGUGAUCAUUGCAUUUUAGUUUGUCCUUUUGUUCAUUAAUUGCCGUUACUUUUGUAUUGGUUAGUUAAUUGUUUAAUUAUAAGUUAGAUUUAAAUUUAUCU
Molecule: messenger RNA, 1789 nt
Organism: Loa loa (African eye worm)
Lineage: Eukaryota; Metazoa; Nematoda; Chromadorea; Rhabditida; Onchocercidae
Product: BTB/POZ domain-containing protein
Exons: 8
Coding region: 33-1301 (422 amino acids)
Biological process (GO): proteasome-mediated ubiquitin-dependent protein catabolic process; regulation of proteolysis
Cellular component (GO): cytoplasm; nucleus
Molecular function (GO): ubiquitin protein ligase binding
Source: RefSeq, a predicted model, not a curated record